Messenger RNA from Peromyscus leucopus (white-footed mouse), 4138 nucleotides. It is a transcript of the gene Esyt1, whose product is annotated as extended synaptotagmin 1. The record is from RefSeq and is a predicted model, not a curated record. Gene Ontology annotation, biological process: lipid transport. Bases 45 to 3317 code for a protein of 1090 amino acids. Gene Ontology annotation, molecular function: lipid binding. NCBI's taxonomy places the organism in Eukaryota, Metazoa, Chordata, Mammalia, Rodentia, Cricetidae. The transcript has 30 exons.
ACCAGACCCGGAGCGGCAGGCCGAGUCCUCCCGGAGGCUGCCCCAUGGAGCGCUCCCCUGACGAAGAGGACGCCGGGCCCGCGGGGCAGCCCCCGGCCGCCGCCGCCGACCCCGCGGGGGACCCGGGCUCCGGGGCCCCACCUGCUGGCCCGGGCGCAGCGAGCGAGGCCCUGGCGGUGCUGAGUUCCUUCGGGCGGCGCUUGUUGGUGCUGGUGCCCGUGUACCUGGCGGGGGCAGCGGGUCUCAGCGUGGGUUUCGUGCUCUUCGGCCUCGCGCUCUACCUGGGCUGGCGCCGGGUCCGCGACGGGAAGGAGCGCAGCCUGCGGGCAGCGCGGCAGCUGCUGGAUGACGAGGAGCGGAUCACGGCGAGGACGCUGUACAUGAGCGACCGGGAGUUACCUGCCUGGGUCAGCUUCCCAGAUGUGGAAAAGGCUGAAUGGCUGAACAAGAUUGUGGCCCAGGUGUGGCCCUUCCUCGGCCAGUACAUGGAGAAGCUCCUGGCUGAAACGGUGGCGCCAGCUGUCCGGGGCGCCAACCCGCAUCUGCAAACAUUCACGUUCACGCGAGUGGAGCUGGGUGAAAAGCCCGUACGCAUCAUCGGAGUCAAGGUUCACCCUAGUCAGAGAAAAGAUCAGAUUCUCUUGGACUUGAACGUCAGCUAUGUAGGUGAUGUGCAGAUCGACGUGGAAGUGAAGAAGUAUUUCUGCAAAGCAGGACUCAAGGGCAUGCAGCUACACGGAGUCUUGCGGGUGAUUCUCGAGCCGCUCACCGGGGACCUUCCUAUCGUGGGGGCCGUGUCGAUGUUCUUUAUCAAACGCCCGACGCUGGACAUCAACUGGACAGGGAUGACCAAUCUGCUGGACAUCCCAGGACUUAGCUCUCUCUCUGAUACCAUGAUCAUGGACUCCAUCGCCGCUUUCCUUGUGUUACCCAAUCGACUGUUGGUGCCCCUGGUACCCGACCUUCAGGAUGUGGCCCAGCUACGUUCCCCGCUACCCCGGGGCAUUAUUCGGAUUCACCUCCUGGCCGCCCGAGGGCUGAGUUCCAAGGACAAGUACGUGAAAGGCCUGAUUGAGGGCAAAUCCGACCCCUACGCACUUGUCCGCGUGGGCACCCAGACAUUCUGCAGCCGCGUCAUAGAUGAGGACCUCAACCCUCACUGGGGAGAGACGUAUGAGGUGAUAGUGCACGAGGUCCCGGGACAGGAGAUCGAGGUGGAGGUGUUUGACAAAGAUCCGGAUAAAGAUGAUUUUCUGGGAAGAAUGAAAUUGGAUGUGGGGAAGGUAUUGCAGGCUGGCGUCCUGGAUGAUUGGUACCCGCUACAGGGUGGGCAAGGCCACGUUCAUCUGAGGCUAGAAUGGCUAGCCCUUUUGAGAGACGCAGAAAAACUGGACCAGGUUCUGCAGUGGAAUCGGGGCAUCACUUCCCGACCCGACCCCCCUUCAGCUGCUAUCCUGGUUGUCUACUUGGAUCGGGCCCAGGACCUUCCUCUGAAGAAGGGGAACAAGGAACCCAAUCCCAUGGUGCAACUGUCAGUUCAAGAUGUGACCCACGAGAGCAAGGCGGCCUACGGCACCAACUGCCCGGUAUGGGAGGAAGCUUUCCGGUUUUUCCUGCAAGACCCUCGAAGCCAGGAGCUUGAUGUGCAGGUGAAGGACGACUCCAGGGCCCUGACUUUAGGGGCGCUAACUCUCCCGCUGGCUCGCCUGCUGACUGCCUCUGAACUCACCCUGGACCAGUGGUUCCAGCUCAGCAGCUCAGGCCCAAACUCCAGGCUCUACAUGAAACUGGUCAUGCGGAUCUUAUACUUGGACUCGUCGGAGAUCUGCUUCCCCACUGUCCCUGGUGCCCAGGACCUGGACAGGGACAGCCUCCAGGCGGGCAGCAGUGUGGAUCGCCCUCCCCGGCCCUGCCACACAACUCCUAACAGCCACUUUGGGACUGAGAACGUCCUUCGGAUCCAUGUGUUGGAGGCUCAGGACCUAAUUGCCAAAGACCGUUUCUUGGGGGGAUUGGUGAAGGGCAAAUCAGACCCCUACGUCAAGCUGAAGUUGGCAGGGAGAAGCUUCCGGACCCAUGUUGUUCGGGAAGACCUCAAUCCCCGAUGGAAUGAGGUUUUUGAGGUGAUUGUCACAUCGAUUCCAGGCCAAGAGCUUGAGAUCGAGGUCUUUGAUAAGGACCUGGACAAGGAUGACUUUUUGGGCAGGUAUAAAGUGAGUCUCACCACGGUCCUCAACAGUGGCUUCCUCGAUGAGUGGCUGACCCUGGAGGACGUCCCAUCUGGCCGCCUGCACUUGCGCCUGGAGCGGCUGACCCCCAGACCUACGGCUGCUGAGUUAGAAGAGGUGCUGCAGGUCAACAGUCUGAUCCAGACUCAGAAGAGCUCAGAGCUGGCGGCAGCCCUGCUCUCCGUCUACCUGGAGCGGGCGGAGGACCUGCCGCUCCGAAAAGGCACCAAGCCUCCCAGCCCUUACGCCACCCUCACUGUGGGAGAGACGUCCCAUAAGACCAAGACUGUUUCCCAAACAUCAGCCCCUAUCUGGGAGGAGAGUGCUUCCUUUCUCAUCAGGAAGCCACAUGCUGAGAGCCUGGAGCUUCAGGUUCGGGGUGAAGGGACCGGCACCCUGGGCUCCGUAUCCCUGCCUCUGUCUGAGCUCCUCCAGGCAGACCGACUCUGCGUGGACAGCUGGUUUGCGCUCAGUAACGGUCAGGGCCAGGUGCUGAUGAGAGCGCAGCUCGGGAUCCUGGUGUCCCAGCACUCCGGAGUGGAAGCCCACAGCCACAGCCACAGCUCCUCUUCCCUCGGUGAGGACCCCGAGGCCCCAGGGGCACCCGCUCACGCCACCUCCCCGGUCGUGGAGGUCAGGCACCGCCUCCCGCAUGGUGACAGCCCCUCGGAGGCUCCUGUUGGGCCUCUGGGCCAGGUGAGACUGACAGUGUGGUACCACGGCGACGAGCAAAAGCUGGUCAGCAUCGUCCACGGCUGCCGCGCCCUUCGACAAAGUGGCCGCGAUCUCCCGGACCCCUAUGUGUCGCUGCUGCUGCUGCCGGACAAGAACCGAGGCACCAAGAGGAAGACCUCUCAGAAGAAGAGGACCCUCAACCCCGACUUCAAUGAACGGUUUGAGUGGGAGCUGCCGCUCGACGGGUCUCUCCGGCGAAAGCUCGAUGUUUCUGUGAAGUCCAACUCCUCCUUCAUGUCGAGAGAGCGCGAGCUGCUGGGGAAGGUGCAGCUGGAUCUGGCUGAGAUCGACCUCUCCCAGGGUGCAGCCCAGUGGUAUGACCUGAUGGACGACAGAGACAAGGGCGCUUCCUAGGGGCUGGAGACGACAGCCUGACGUGUCUUCUUGCACCGCCCCUUGCCUCCGUGUGGUGAGCCUACAGCUCCAGGGCUGAGCCCCAGCCCUUUUGCCUUCUGGGCCCGCAUCAGGGUCUUUGCCUGACCAAAGAGGAUGUCUCUAACCCCUCACUGCACGGCCUUUAUCCUUUGGGCUCCUAGGGCAGGGACCUACGCUGGCUCUUUCCUGUUCUGCCUGCACCUCGUCCUCUCCCCCAACUCCUCAGGGCCUCACGCACCUGUGCCUGGCCACCGGCGGCACUGGCAGUGGUAUGAGCUCAUGCCAAAUACAGCUUUUGGAAAGCUCUUUUUUUUUUUUUUACAUAACCAAAAAACAGAAAAACAGUGCUUCACAAAGUUGCACGUCAUUCUUGCCCAGGGCCAUGCUCGUCUCUUAGAGCAAUAUAAGUUAGUCUGUGCUGCCGAGUUGAGCAUACCGUCUUUUGUAUCUGCCAUGAGCACCAGGAAGAAUACACGUGGGUGUGAAGGUAGACAGGCUUACCUCUUGGACUGCAUGUAGAAAAUGUACGGCUUCACCCCUGCCUUACUCAAUCCACUCUUGAAAAUAUCCAUGCGAUGAUGGCUACAUGUCUGGCUCACUUGGUGUGGAGUGGGAACACUUAGGUCCUAUCCACCUCCAGUCAUUAGAGUUGGUCUUGAAGCCCCACAUGGUAGCACUCAGAUGGGCAGAAAGGACUCCGGACCAAGCGCAGAGGUUGAAAGCUCCGUCUAAUCUGUUACUGGGUUCUGUACCACCUGUCAAUCCACUAUAUAUUCUAUUAAACAUCAAGCUCAAACCAA